CUGGGAGCCGGGCGGGCGUGGCGGGCGUGCAGCCCCCUGCUCGGCCCAGCUCCCCGCGGAGCCCCCCCAGCUCGCAGCGGGGCACGACCUGCCCGGCCCAGAGACCUGGGGCCCCGUUUGCGGGGCCUGGGCUACGGGGAAGCCGCGGGGCCGCGGGAGGUUUGCAGCCGCCUGCCUGCCUGCCUGCCUGCGGGAGCUGCGUGUGCUCUGGCUGGAGCCCCAGCGCCGCAGCAAGGAGCAGGUCGCGGUGAGGGUGAAGGGCGAGGAGGGGCCCUCCGACGAGAUGCAGCCCCCGGGGGCCCUGCAGGACCCUGGUGAUCCCCGGCGGGAGCAGCCCAGCACCCGUGGUGCGGACAGGCCUCUGGAGCAGUCAGGAGAGAUGGAAACCCCAGGGUCUCGGGACAAGCCACCUCGCAUUCCCAGAGAGGAUCCCCCGUCCCUGCAGCACUCAGGUGCUGGGACCCUGCAGAGAGCUGAGCAGCAGCCUGCUGAGGAGGGGCCGGUGAUCCUGGAGCUGCAGAGGACGUGCGCAGGGAGCCUGGAGGAGAGGAGCUCCCCGACCCCUGAGCCAGGCCAAGUGCAGAAGGGGCAGGGCAGGCCUCCAAAGCAGGAGGAGAGCUCGGAGCUCCGGGAGGUGUUCGAGGACGUGGCUGUGUAUUUCACACGGAAGGAGUGGGAGCUGCUGGACGAUGAAGACAAGGUGCUUUACCGGGACCAGAUGCUGAAGAAUCACCAAGCCCUUGUUUCCCUGGGAUAUCGAGGUCCCACACCUGACUUAAUCUGCAACAUCCAGCAGGAACAGGUGGAGCUCUGGGUCUGUGAUGAUGAGGACCGUGGGGAAAUCUCAAGAUGGGAGGACCUGCUGCCAGGAGGUGCCUGGCCACUGAGCAGAGCUGAGGAGCAGCCUCCUGCGGAAGGGUCUGCAGACCUGGAGCCAGCACAGGUUUCCCCAGGGAGUUUGGGUGACAUGGACUCCCUGAGACCUGAGAAGAAGCCAUGGCACGAAAGUCAGGGGAGGUCCCAAAAGCAGAAGGAGAAUGUAGCCAUGAACCAGGACUGGUGCAUCCACCUAGGGAGGAAGACACACCACUGCACUGAGUGCAGGAAGAACUUCAUCUGCUUGCAAGACCUGUCCCAGCAUGAGUGUGUGUGGCACCACUGCACCAAGUGUGGGAAAAGAUUCAGGAAGCUCUCCAAACUGGCAAGGCACUGGUGCAUGCACACAAGGGAGAAGCUACAUCAGUGCUCAGAGUGUGGGAAGAGCUUCACUCAGUCCUAUAGCCUGGCUCAGCACCAGCGUAUCCACACAGGGGAGAAGCGACAUCAGUGCUCGGAGUGUGGGAAGAGCUUCACUCACUCCUACAGCCUGGCUCAGCACCGGCGUAUCCACACGGGGGAGAAGCCAUAUCAGUGCUCGGAGUGUGGAAAGAGCUUCAGUCAGUCCUCUAGUCUGGCUCAGCACCAGCGUAUCCACACAGGGGAGAAGCCACAUCAGUGCUCAGUGUGUGGGAAGAGCUUCACUCACUCGUCUAGGCUGACUCGGCACCAGCGUAUCCACACAGGGGAGAAGCCACAUCAGUGCUCAGAGUGUGGGAAGAGUUUUGCUAACUACUCCAGCCUGGCUCAGCACCAGCGUAUCCACACAGGGGAGAAACCAUAUCAGUGCUCAGAGUGUGGGAAGAGCUUCACCGAGUCCUCCAGCCUGGUCCAGCACCAGCGUAUCCACACAGGGGAAAAGCCACAUCAGUGCUCAGAGUGUGGGAAGAGCUUCACACUUUCCUCCAGCCUAGCCCGGCACCAGCGUAUCCACACAGGGGAGAAGCCCCAUCAGUGCUCAGAGUGUGGGAAGAGCUUCACUCAGUCCUCCAGUCUGGCUCAGCACCAGCGUAUCCACACAGGGGAGAAGCCCCAUCAGUGCUCAGAGUGUGGGAAAAGUUUCACUCAGUCCUGUAGCCUGGCUCAGCACCAGCGUAUCCACACAGGGGAGAAGCCACAUAAGUGCUCAGAGUGUGGGAAGAGCUUCACUUACUCCUUCAACCUGGCUCAGCACCAGCUGAUCCACACAGGGGAGAAGCCAUAUGAAUGCUCAGAGUGUGGGAAGAGCUUCACUCACUCCUCCAGCCGGGCUCGACACCAACUUAUCCACACGAGGGAGAAGUCAUAUCAUUGCUCCGAGUGUGGGAAGAGCUUCACCCUAUCUUCUGCCCUGGUCCGGCACCAGCUGAUACACACAGGGGAGAAGCCACAUCAGUGCUCAGAGUGUGGGAAGAGCUUCACCCAGUCCUCCCACCUGUCUCGACACCAACUCAUCCACACACAGAAGAAACUGUAUCCGUGCUUGGAGUGCGGGGAGUGCUUCCUCCACUCCUUGCAACUGGCUCAGCACCAAUGUAUCUGUAUCCAGGGAUGUCCAUAAUUCUGCAAGCAAUGCAGGAAUGGUUUGGGGAUGUAUACCAGCUCAGCACCCACUGGUGUUUGCAUUCAAGAAGCAGUCUCAUGCUGGUGGACUGCAGCAACAGUUUAGCCUCCGUUCAGCCCUUCUAGGCCACUGGAAAACCGAAUGGACACAAAGGCUGGUCUCCCAACCUUGAUGCAGGUGAAGGGUUAUAAGGAAACACCUCAGGCGGAGGCCAGGACGGAUCCUGGGGGAUCUGUGAGAUGAUCCUUGCAUCAGCCUUGGAGCCUGUGCCAUCCCCAUCAUUUUCUAAAACAGCCAGUGCUCCCAGAGGGAGAAGAAGCGUCUUCACCAUAGGUGCCUUCCCCAAGACAGCUGGCUCCGUAUGACACCCAGGGACUGUGUUUGGCAGACUCCCACUCUGACGUCCCUGCUGGCCCCAGGGUUCUUGUGCUGAAGCUGCAGAGUUGCAGGAAGGAGAACGUAUAUUCCUGGGGAAGGAUUCCCUGCUUUCCACUCUGACCAAACCUUUGCUCCCCAGCACAUCACCCCUCUCCCAGGCCUGCACAUGGCCAUUGUGGUCUGCAAGAAACUACUGCUGCCACCCCGUGGGCCAAGUUCAGCCGGUUCUGCUGCUCAGCCCCUCAUCAAAACUUAGCACCACCAGGUGCUAGCUGCCCCCCGGACUUCCUUUCCACCAUGAUAUUCUCUGUAGCAGGUUCCUUGGUCAUCAAGCCCCACAACGUAACAUGAUACCCCUGUGGUUGGUCUCUGUCCUCUCAAGAGCUGUGAAAUGCAAUUAUAAGGGUAAAGGAAGUGCAGCCUG
Alligator mississippiensis (American alligator) is the source of this 3221-nucleotide messenger RNA. RefSeq names its product zinc finger protein 501-like. Gene Ontology annotation, biological process: regulation of DNA-templated transcription. The coding region runs from base 284 to 2416 and encodes 710 amino acids. NCBI's taxonomy places the organism in Eukaryota, Metazoa, Chordata, Crocodylia, Alligatoridae. The transcript has 7 exons. The record is from RefSeq and is a predicted model, not a curated record.